Ciona intestinalis (vase tunicate) is the source of this 887-nucleotide messenger RNA. The record is from RefSeq and is a predicted model, not a curated record. Lineage: Eukaryota; Metazoa; Chordata; Ascidiacea; Phlebobranchia; Cionidae.
GGGUGGUGGUACACACAGAUCAGGACAGGCUGCGUUUGGUAACAUGUGUCGUGGUGGUCGCAUGUAUGCACCAACCAAAACAUGGAGACGUUGGCACAGAAGGUGUAACAUCAACCAACGUCGGUUUGCCGUCUGUUCUGCUCUUGCUGCAUCUUCUUUGCCUGCUUUGGUCAUGUCUAAAGGUCACAAGAUCGACCAAACACCAGAAAUUCCUCUAGUUGUGGAAGACAAAGUCCAACAGUUCAAGAAGACAAAGGAUGCAGUUGUGCUUUUAAAGAAACUGAAGGCUUGGGAUGACAUCAAAAAGGUGAUGAAAUCACGAAAGAUCCGUGCUGGUAAAGGUAAGAUGAGGAAUCGUCGUCACACAAUGAAGCGUGGUCCUUGUAUCAUCUAUGAUAAGGAUGAAGGAAUCUCAAAAGCUUUCAGGAACAUCCCAGGAAUCACACUGAUCAGUGUUGAUCGACUGAAUUUGUUGAAGAUUGCUCCUGGUGGCCACGUUGGACGAUUCUUGAUCUGGACGCAGAGUGCUCUCAAGCGUUUGGAUGGUAUCUAUGGGACUUGGAGAAAGCCUGCUGUCGAAAAGUCUGCAUACAAUCUCCCAAUGCCAAAGAUGACCUGCACUGACCUGAGCAAGAUUCUUCAAUCUACUGAAGUCAAAUCUGCCCUGCGUGCGCCCAAGAAGGGAAUUGCAAGGCGCUCUCAGAAGAAGAAUCCUCUGAAGAACAUUCGCGCAAUGUUGAAGCUCAACCCUGCAGCUGCUUCUGCCAAGAGGUCCGCUAUAUUGCUGCAAGAGCGACGCGUUCGGGAAAAGGCAGAGCUCAAAGCUAAAAAGGCUAAAGCAUAAAAUUUGUACUGACUUAUUGAAUAAAAGUACAGACACAAACCGA